This is a messenger RNA of Tachysurus fulvidraco (yellow catfish), 3657 nucleotides long. It is a transcript of the gene tmem184ba, whose product is annotated as transmembrane protein 184ba. The transcript is spliced from 10 exons. The coding region runs from base 390 to 1679 and encodes 429 amino acids. Gene Ontology annotation, molecular function: transporter activity. Gene Ontology annotation, biological process: transport. The record is from RefSeq and is a predicted model, not a curated record. Lineage: Eukaryota; Metazoa; Chordata; Actinopteri; Siluriformes; Bagridae.
UCCGGCUUCAUCUCUCUUCCACUUCGCCUCUUUAUCUCCACUCAGCUGUAAUAAUCCUCACCGCAGCGCCUGCUGUUAUCAGUGGCUUUCAGAAGCUAUUAUACUCCAGACGCGUUACGACCAGAAAUAGCAAUAAUUCCUGCUGUUUAUUUAACGUAAAAGUCGUGUGUGGAUUCCCUUCAUGGCGCUGUGGACUGGUGUGGAGAGUUAGUUAGGUUCGUUACUCAGUUGUUUAGUUGUUUUAUGUUCAUUAUCCGCCGCCUCAGUUUAGUUUUACCUCUGUGUCAGUGAGCUGUGGGAAGAGAACCAUGGAUGGCGGGCCACAGUGAUGGAUUUGAGCAGUUUAGUCCCUGUCUGACCUGCUGGCUCUUUGUUUUAAAACAUCAUUCAUGCAUUUGAUCCCCCGGCUCUGGAGACGUGACGUGCCCUUCUCCGAGAGGAUUGGCGAGGUCUCAGUAGCUGCAAUGGUUCCAGGAUCUCCAUCUACAGUGUCCCCAGCUGGACCCAACAUUUCAUGGCUCCCUGAGGCACCACUGCUCACCCCUGAUCAACCUAUCUUCCUCAUGACAACCACAGCACAGGCUGUGUCUGGCUUCUUUGUGUGGACAGCGCUGUUGUUUACCUGCCACCAGAUCUACAUGCACUUGCGUUAUUACAGUUCUCCAAACGAGCAGAGACACAUAGUGCGCAUCCUCUUCAUCGUUCCCAUUUAUGCAUUUGACUCCUGGCUCAGCCUUCUCUUCUUCACCAACGAUCAGUACUACGUUUAUUUCGACACAGUCAGAGACUGUUACGAAGCAUUUGUGAUCUACAACUUUCUGAGCCUUUGUUAUGAGUACUUGGGAGGUGAGAGUGCCAUCAUGUCUGAGAUCAGAGGGAAGCCCAUCGAGUCCAGCUGUGUCUAUGGGACUUGUUGCCUUUGGGGAAAAACCUAUUCUAUUGGCUUCCUCAGAUUCUGUAAACAGGCCACACUUCAGUUCUGUGUUGUGAAGCCCCUGAUGGCGAUGGUGACAGUCAUCCUGCAGGCCUUUGGAAAAUAUCGUGAUGGAGAUUUCAAUGUGGCCAGUGGAUAUCUGUACGUGAGCAUCAUCUACAACGUCUCAGUCAGCUUGUCCCUGUACGCGCUCUUCCUCUUCUACUUUGCUACCCGAGACCUGCUCAGCCCCUACAGCCCUGUGCUCAAAUUUUUCAUGGUCAAAUCAGUCAUCUUUCUUUCCUUUUGGCAAGGUAUGCUGCUGGCCAUCCUGGAGAAAUGUGGUGCAAUUCCAAAGAUCAGCUCUGCCGAGGUGACCGUGGGUGAGGGCACUGUAGCCGCUGGCUACCAGAACUUCAUUAUCUGCAUUGAGAUGUUCUUUGCUGCCCUGGCCCUGCGUCAUGCCUUCACAUACAAAGUGUACAUGGACAAAAGGCUGGAUUCACAUGGCCCUCUGCCAACAUAUGGACAGUUCGGUCGAACGGCCCCUAUGAAAAGCAUCUCCAGCAGUCUGAAGGAGACUAUAAACCCUGGGGACAUGGUCCAGGAUGCAAUUCACAACUUCUCUCCAGCUUAUCAACAGUACACUCAACAGUCCACUUUGGAACAAGGGGUCAAAGCUCCACCCCUCUCCCGUAGCCAUAGCUGUUUGAGUGCGCAGGACACUGAGAAAACUCUCCUGCUCAGCUCUGAUGAUGAGUUUUAGCCCCAGUGUACGCUCCCACAAACAUCCAAAUAUAUGUCGAUAUAGAUUCUGUGCUGCAAUGAUGUACUGGUAGUUAUCUUGGGGACACGUCAUUUCAGGACCACAUGACAACUAGUCCAACGAUUCCCAUGUUGGAGUAUUAUAAUUAUCGCUGCUUAUUGUUUCAUUGUUAUUGAUGUGGUGAAACAACAAACACUUUUGUGGAAGCCUUUCGGUAUGUUCUGCCUUGGAAGUGGUUGAGUUUAAGAGUAAGCUUUUUUCCCCAGUCAUUAAUAGGAAAUAUUUAGUCAGCUUAUUAAGUGCUUCUCAGCAUUUUUACAUAUUGAUACUUGAAUUGAUUUGAUCUUUUCUGAAGGAAUUUACUUAUAGAGUGACAGAAAAAUGUAACUCUGCAUACUCAACAUCUGAGGAUUUGUAAUCCCUAAGUAAUGUAUUGGAGAGAUUGGGAUACAGAAGAGUUUGAGCUUUGUCAUUGUUUUCCAUAUCGAAGCCAAGCUCUGUGUAAGAUGGCCAGUGUUUAAAGUUGAUAUAAAAAGGGUUAUAGGGAGUUAGCAGAACAGGGAAUUUAUAUCCCACCAUCGUUUUGUGAUCGAUGAAUCGGGGACUGAGUGGAGUUGCAGUUAAUUUGGCUUGAUGAGAUUACGAGCAAUCUGCUCUCGCUUUGGGUUCAGGCGUUUUAGCAGACUGGAAUAUUAUGUUGUAACUGGGCCACUGUUUGACAUUAACACAUCUGUAAUAGCUUAGACACUCAGGAUCUAGCAGUAUCUUGGCAGUAAAUCCUAUAUCUGGGUUAGCUGGGGUAAAAUAAACACUGCUGUAGUUAAAUGCUACUUAAUCUGCAAAAUCAUAAAAAUCUAUUCGUAUGCUUAUGAUGGCAGUUUGCAUGGAUCCUCUAGAGUCGGCCUGCUCAUAGUUAAAUAGGUCCAUUAUUUUUUUUUGAGGGCCACUAGAGGGAAGCAUGUGCACAGAAUGAGGACAUCAGCACCUUAUCGCAGUAGGACAUAUUAGCUGCUAUACUGUGUAUCUGAGGGCCAAGUUCAUAUUUCCUUCCUGUUCUUCUGUCGUUUUUCUUUAUUUCAUUUAUUACGUUAGCACUACAGCCUUUCUGGCCUAGCCUGUUGUGCAGAUUGCUCUAUCUUUAGCUUAUCGUUUAGCCUUAGAGUGAAAUGUGUCUUUCCUGCUCUUAUUUGUGCAAUAGAGGCCAGUAUAAAUGAUCUAGCUACAGCAUACGAGUACAAGUAUUUAUGGUACCUGCUUUUUAGUAUGUAAGUUUUUGGAUUGUAUUCCUAAUGGAGGAUUUCUGAAAAUAUUUAUCAUUAAUGCACUAAACCCGGUCCGAAUCUUUUGAGUAACUCGUUCCAGUCGUUUAUACAGUGGGCAUCCAAACAUUCUCUGUAUUCAAAUAAUUACAACACAAUUUCUUUACUGUAAGGAAGCUAAUCUCCAAAUUGUUCUAAAUGAUUGAGUGUAGUACACCAGCGGUGUAGAGGGUGGUGCUGCCACAUCACAGCUCCAGGGUUAUUGCUUUGACUGUCUGUGUGGUGUUCUUCUACACGUUCUCACUGCAUUUGUGUGGUGGUUGUCCAGAUUUCCCCCCAAAAAAAAUGCUGGUAGGUUUAUUUACUUACUCCAGGCAUGAAUGAGUGUUUGAAUCAAUGUGGGUGUGUCCGGCUUUGUGACGGACAGGUGUCUAAGGGCAUAUCUCUGCCUUCAGAGGAAUCCAGAUCCACCUCCUCAAUGGCCAGGGUACAGUAGUAACUAAACACGGUCAGUUCUAUCUGAACUUGAUCUAGGCUAUCACAGCCUUUUGUACACUACAAUAUAUUUUACAGUUAAAGCAAUAGCUGGCAUGAUAGGGUUAAAUGCUUUGAUAUUUUUUACAUUUUUAAUGUGCCAUUGUAUAUUUUCCUGCAAAGAUGAUGCUUCUAUUUUUCCUUGUGAUAUCCCUACAAAAUAAUAAAUAAGGGUUUUGUCUGUA